AUAUGUAUGUACACAAAAUUUAUUCGUGAGCACAUAAAUAUUCCAUCCAAAAGUCUACAAAAUCUCAUACUUGACCUCGGAAAUUAUUACAUAAAAAUUUAAAUAAAUUGCAAAACAAGAGCGUUGAAACUGUUCAAAAAAUGUGUACACAAACUAAACUUGAACAAAAGUUUGCCUCAUUUACAGAACUAAUCGACCGAAUUAAUUUAAAAUAUGAAGAUUGUAAAUCGACAAUUGGAGGUGGUCCGAGUAACAUUUCGAACGGGGAGGAGUCCACCUAUAUUGAGAAAUUAGUCGAUUUGGCCAGCAAUGUGUAUAAUGUUCAAAAAUUUCUACGAUAUCUCGAAAACACCGUGCUUGCAGUCAAGGGCGGGCAGUGGAUCAUCUUUUGUUGGGCUUACGCUGAUAUCCUACACAAAGAAAAGGGUCAGCUCAAUCUUGCCAAAACAUGCCCAAAAGUGAAGGAAUUCUUCACCUUGUGCAUCCAACAUCACGUCGAGAGUUUACUCCAACUUCACGAAGUCAUGGUGAUGAUCGACCACACCGAAACGCUGGGUCCCCUGGAGGGGGCAAUUGUUAAAAAGGGUUUGAAGAAUUGCCCAUUAGAGGAAAUCAUUCUCACCACGGCAAAGACCUUUUCACGCCGGAAAAACCUCGCGAUAAGUCAAAUCGGUUCCGCCGCUUGCGGGUCUGGCAAACUAAGAGCUUCAAUCUUCGACUUCUACCCGCAACUACCCGUUCACCUUAAAUAUCCGGCAUGGGUCGGAGACCUCGAACCGUGGCAGAUGUUGAUGUGCGAUUGCCUCCUUUACCCCGCGGGCCUGGCGAAACUACCCGCCAAGCUCGCAGAAAUAGUGGAAAUGCCCAAAUUUGUAGACGCACCGGAUCCAUCCACCUCAAUUUGGGAAAUCUUGAAGCCAAUGUGCACCAGGGUUGGACCUCCACACGAGUCCGUCGUGGGGAUCACGUUACUCUGGAUGUACGUCGGCGUGUUAGAGCUGCGGAAGAAGUUCGGCCCGAUGGUACAAGCCAGAAGGGGACUGGAUGCCCGGGUAGCGGGGUUGUUUAAAAUUGCGGUGGCACGAGAUAAAUAUGAGAAUAGCGAGUACAUUAUAAACUUGUGGAAUGCGAUUUUGCGUCCGACAUCCUGGCCAGAGCAUAUCCCAUAUUGAACUUAACCCUUCCCCCGGAUGAAAUUAGCUACAAGCCGGAUAAAUUCUUUGCCGCUGUCGCCUCCAGAAUGUCAACCGAUGCAGCAAAUCAUGAACAUGUAAAUAUGUCACCAAUCGACAAUGCCAUGUGUUACAUCCGGAGCUUAUCAGUAGAAGGUCGCAGGUAGUCCCAGAUUUCGAUAUCCCUUUGGUAAGUAUGUUGUGGGACUCUAUGACCGUAAAGAAAGUGUGGAAAGAUUCCACUCCACGGGGCCAACUGUGUCCACCACACUCACCCAAAGGCGUGAAAACUGCAACAAUUUGCCCUAGAAAAGUCGAGUUUUGCUCAUAUUUUACAAGUAUUUAUAUCUCUGUGAUCCAACAUCGGUGCAUUAUAUUCAAUAGCAAUUACAGCUUCUUGGAAAAAAUUUUCGAUAUUUUUCAAGAUUUUCUGCCCAGGGGGAUUAUUUAAAACACUAGAAAUUGCAAAUGAGUCGAGUUUUCCAUUGGAUAUGUACGAUAGAGCAACUGUUUGAGAUCACAAAAACAUUUUCAAAAUCUGAGCAAAACUCGAUUUUUGGCGGUGAUUUUAAAUAGUAUGGCAAUUUUCGCAGUUUUGACCCAUUUGAGUGGGUGCGGGGGAUACGAUUGGCACCAUGUAAUCGAAUCUUUCUUCCGUUUUAGGUUUUAGUCCCAAAACAUAUUCAAAGUAGAUCGAAAUCUGGCGGUCACAACCUGUAACCUACUUCUGCUUAGUGACAAGAAAAAUGCUAUCGCAGGUCGGGGAAAACAUGAAUAAUGGAGAAGUUGACACACAACCGAAAGCUGAAGUGGGGACAAGUUCACUAACCCAACCAGUAUUUAACCCAGCCACAAAGAACGAUUCUUCUCCUCCACCCAAGAAGAAGAAAGGGAAAAAAUUGGCCAAGCCCGAGUCAGAAAAUGCCCGGAUAGUACAACUGGAAGAAGCAGACGAGAAGAAAGGUCAAUCCCCAGAAACUUCAACGCCGUCACGACAACCUACUGGUCACUGCGAGAAAGCAGACUUAACAGGAUCCGGUCCACUGGAGGAGCCGGAUAUAAAGGGAUCUGACACUUCUCCCUUCGGCUCUAAUGUUUUGUUAUUCGUGACGAACCCACACUCAGUCAUAAGACUGAAUCCGUCCCUUUUUCCGUCCGAAGGUGGUGCUUGGUCGACGACUAGUCUAAUGCCCCCGGAUGGGAGAAAUAGGUUGGAGAAAAAGGAUAUCGACCUUCUCGACCGUCCGCCACUUCCGGUCCUCCCAACGGUUCCGGCAGGCUGUACAGAAACCCUGCUUGGGAUCGAUUUCACCCCUGAAGAGUACCUCGAGCAGACGAUCGCAGAUCAUUAUUAUGCUCAAGGGAUCAAACUGGUAGAUGGCGUUAGACGAGUAGUGUUCUAUCAUCGACACAAUUUUUAAUGAUCCGCCCUUUUAAAAAUUAUGAUUGACAAAUAUGUAUUUAAAUGUAGUCUAGAUUCUAUAUUAUCGUGUAUUUAAGUGCACUGUGCUAGAUAAAGUUAGAGUCAAGUACGUUAACUUAAUAAAAAGCAAACAUUGUUCCAGAUAUAAGGCAGUUUAAUUAUAUUUAUUGAGCUUAGAGUGCAUUCACUUCGUAAAAUGGUAUCAAUAUUUUUAAGAGCGCCCAGAAUCUGCAAAAUAUUAGCGUUUAUUUAUGAUGCUGGUGAAUCAUAGGGAUUUUUUAGUGAUCGCAGUUCUCGGCAUGUGUCUAAAUUUUUUGCUAUUUGUAAUACAAUAAAUUAUCUACAAAUGUGAGAUUCGACUUUUUUAUAAGUUUAAAACAACUUGAAAAAAAAUAAAUUGGUUAAUUAAAAAUAA
Molecule: messenger RNA, 3010 nt
Organism: Folsomia candida
Lineage: Eukaryota; Metazoa; Arthropoda; Collembola; Entomobryomorpha; Isotomidae
Exons: 5
Coding region: 141-1172 (343 amino acids)
Source: RefSeq, a predicted model, not a curated record